Rotaria sordida is the source of this 1329-nucleotide messenger RNA. The record is from the annotation of a GenBank genome assembly. NCBI's taxonomy places the organism in Eukaryota, Metazoa, Rotifera, Eurotatoria, Philodinida, Philodinidae.
AUGUCUUUAUCAACAAUAUCAAAUAAUUACUUUUCAAUUAGGUUUGGCGAGUAUAGGACACCUCGAAUACCAUUCAACAAGUACAUAGACUUUGGUCAAAUUCAAAAAUAUGUAAAAGAGUGGUUGGAAGAAAAAUUACCAACAACGUAUCAUAUUGAAUUUUACAGUUGGAAAGCAAAAAAAUUUAUUGUUCUUGAUGAAAACGUAUUAAGAUAUGAAUACAAUCCAUUCCUAUUGGAUCUACGUCAGAAUGAUCAAAUUAUUGAUGCCAUCUCAGAUGAUGUAGCUUUGUUCAUAGUAGAUGAUUCAGACUCGAACUCUAAAGUUAAUGAACCAAUUGAAAAUCCAAGCUGUGACAUAUUAGCCCUUCAUUGUGAUAAUGAUAAAGACGAUGCAUUAUUAGAUCAAUUCGAUCUAAAUAAAUUUGAAGAUGUAUCAAAAAAUAAUAUUGCUAUAAGUGAUUUUCAAGAUGAUAAUGAUAAUUAUCUAUCAGAAGAAACUCUUCUAGAAAUCUUAGGAAGUCCAUUAUAUGAUUAUUUAAAUUCUGCUCAAAUUUUAAAUGAUAAAAGUUGUCAAAUUGCACUUAGCAAUGAACAAAAUAAUCAAUUAACAAGACCUCAUUUUUCACAUGAUGUUAAAACAUAUCAAAAAAAUAAUUAUUUAACUAAUGUAUUUCCAUUGGGUCAAGAAUCUAUUGAUAAAAGUAUUGUUAAUAAUACCAAAAAAGGUAUCAGUUGUGUUCAAGGUAUCAAGAAACAAGAAAAUGAAAGACUUCAGGUUUUACCAAAAAUUAAAGGUCUUCAACAAUUUCAAAAUGAACCUGAUACGGAUCUAUAUAUAUAUGGUGUACAUGAAGAAUUAAAAGAUAAUUAUUGUAUUUGGUAUGAACAUGCUGAUAAAAAAUUUUUAUUAUUAGAUGAAUUGAAACCAAAUGCAGUACCAAAUAAUCCAAUUAAAUUUAGUUUAAAUGAAAUUACUUUUACGAAAGAUGGUGAAUUUGAAUUAGAAAUAUAUAUGUUAACUAAAUGGGAGAAAAAUAAAAAUGAACUAAAACUUCAUCAAUUAGAUGAAACAAGUACUCAACAUUUACGUUCAGCUAUUCAUCAAACACAAACAACAAAAACACAUAUGCCACCAGUUCGUUUACUUGGUGUUCUCAAACGUGCUAAUAGUUUUGAUUGGAAUAAUUUUUUUUUAUCGGAUUUUAUUCAACCACCACCUGGAAACGCUUCUAAACGGAGUUCUUCUAGUGUUGAUUUAACAGUAGAUACAUAUGAACCAAAACCGAAAAAAACAGAGAGUACUCAGACUUAUUUCACCAUUAAUUAA